CAAUCCAUACAGUUCCACAACGAACAGCCAUAUCGCAACAACUGCAAAGAUGAAGUUUGUCAUAGCAAGUGCAUUGUUUAUCUGCCUGAUGCGUGGCAUUGCCACCACCGACUAUUGUGAUCCCUCACUCUGUGGCGAGGAUGAGACGCACAUUGCCUGCGACAACGAUGGCGACUUCCUGAGCGAUUGUCCCGAUGAUGCACGCUUGCUGGAGAUCGAUGAGGAGGCUCAGGAUAUCCUGGUGGCUGCCCACAAUGCGGUGCGUGAGGAAUGGGCCAGCGGUCAGGGCAAAGUGCCUGAGAAGGCCUGUCGCAUGGCCACCGUGCACUGGGACGAUGAAUUGGCUAGCCUCGCCGAAUUGAACGUGAAGCAAUGCAAGAUGGAACACGAUGAAUGCCACAGCACCAAGGAAUAUCCCAACUCCGGACAGAAUCUCUUCUACACCGGCUACAAGGGAGGCAAUCCUCCCGACCUCAACGGCAUCCUCGAGAUGGCUGUCAAGGAUUGGGCCGAAGAGGGUGACUUCGUCGACGAAGAAAUACUUGCCGAAUAUCCCGACAACUACGAGGGACCCACCAUCGGUCACUUUACAAUGGUCGCCCAGGAACUUAAUGUGGCUGUCGGCUGUGCCGUUUCCAACUAUGUGAACGAGAGGGGCUUCAACACAUUCCUUGUUGCCUGCAACUAUGCCACAACCAACUUCAUCACGCUGCCUGUCUAUCGCGCCUGUUCCUCAGCUGGCGAGGAGUGCACAUCGGGACCCAAUCCCGAAUACCCGGCCCUCUGCUCCUCUGACGAAGAUGUCGUCUACAACUAAAGGUCGAGACAAACACAGACUGGCAUUGUUUGGUUUAAUGGAUUCUCUUUCCGCACAUUUAUAAUUAGCUAUAAUCCUUGUACUAUUCGCUUAUGUAUCUCUUCUAAAUUUCAAUAAAGCUGAGCAUAUUAAAA
Messenger RNA from Drosophila sulfurigaster albostrigata, 951 nucleotides. Its product is annotated as antigen 5 like allergen Cul n 1. NCBI's taxonomy places the organism in Eukaryota, Metazoa, Arthropoda, Insecta, Diptera, Drosophilidae. The coding region runs from base 50 to 817 and encodes 255 amino acids. The transcript has 3 exons. The record is from RefSeq and is a predicted model, not a curated record.